This is a messenger RNA of Octodon degus (degu), 3092 nucleotides long. RefSeq names its product exonuclease 5 (gene Exo5). The record is from RefSeq and is a predicted model, not a curated record. NCBI's taxonomy places the organism in Eukaryota, Metazoa, Chordata, Mammalia, Rodentia, Octodontidae. Gene Ontology annotation, biological process: interstrand cross-link repair. Gene Ontology annotation, cellular component: nucleus. The coding region runs from base 862 to 1980 and encodes 372 amino acids. The transcript has 3 exons. Gene Ontology annotation, molecular function: single-stranded DNA 5'-3' DNA exonuclease activity.
UCUGGUGCUGGGCUCCCGACCUUCCGCUCUAAGAUUGGCCAUUCAGCGCUUCUGAUUCCGCCUUCUGUUCAACAUCCUCCUGGUGUUUAAAAAGGCCUGGAGAGUUCCACGACUGAGAGAAAGCGAGGUCAGUUUCCCGUGGGUUCUGGAACUUAUCCUUUGGGAGGCCCUGCAGUCCGUUAGAGUUUUGUCAAGAUCCAUGACCGCUUACUCUCAUUCCUGUACUUCCAGGGCAUUACGGGGAGUGCUUGGAACACUUGCGUAAACAAAGUAUCCCCAGGGAGACAGAGGUGUGGGGUCAGAGGAAAUCAAAUAUCCUUAGAGACCACCAGUCCUGCCUUCACAGGAACAAAUCUUAUCGAGAGAGAAGGAAGUGACAGCUCUGCAGGCAACACAGAACCAUUAGCAAGACCAAAGACCAGAGGGCUGGAGUUGGAGAGGGAACCGACCUUGGAGUUCCUUUGGGGACUUCGCAGUAUUUAACCCUUUUAAUUGCAGGGAUCAUUGUCUGAUAGAGGGUCAGUUAACUGCAUUCAAGAUGUGGGGAAAAUGAAGUUAUGUAAAGUGCCUUGGGAGAGAGCAUCGCAUUACCUACCUAGCAUCUAGGGUGAGCAACUGUCUAUGUCCUUACUGUGGAUCAGUGUUUAAAAUACCACAUCAAAAAGGAGUGGUCAGGUGAGAAAGGACCGAAAGCCACACUAUUCUACCAUAGCAAGGUCCUGAGUGGCGAAUUGAGUUCUUUGUGAUCUUCGGGACUCCUUUCUUCUCCCUUAGCUUUCUCAUUUAUGUAUUCCACCAUUGCCUUUGAGAAGGUGGUCACUGAAGCCCCAGGGCCUUCCUUGCCUGAGCCAGAGCUGUGCCAUGGCAGAAACUGGGGAAGAGGAGAUGAUGUCAACAGAAGCCUCAGGGUUUUCAGACAUGAGUGACUCAGAGCUCCUAGAGAUUGUGGACCUGGAAGAUGCCAAAGAGUCAAGUGCUUCACUUAGCAAGCCUGGCCCUUCUGAAUUUUCUGGGACGGAUGACAAGCCUAUAAGCUUACAAAACUGUAAAAGAAGAUUGGAUAUCAUGUCACCCAUGGAAAGAUUUCACCUAAAAUAUUUAUAUGUAACUGACCUGUCUACUCAGAACUGGUGUGAAUUGCAAAUGGUAUAUGGGAAGGAGCUUCCUGGAUUUUUGACACCUGAAAAGGCAGAUGUUUUAGACACUGGUGCCAGCAUCCAUCUAGCUAGAGAACUAGAACUUCAUGAUCUUGUGACUGUCCCUAUCACUACUAAAGAGGAUACUUGGGCAAUUAAGUUUUUGAAUAUACUGACAAUGAUUCCGACCCUACAGUCAGAAGGGUGCAUUAGGGAAUUUCCAGUGUUUGGGGAAGUGGAGGGUGUGUUUCUUGUUGGUGUGAUUGAUGAGUUGCAAUACACAGCCAAAGGAGAACUAGAACUGACUGAACUCAAAACACGUAAGCGCCCUUUGCUCCCUCUGGAUGCUCAGAAGAAAAAGGACUAUUUUCAAGUAAGCCUGUACAAAUAUAUCUUUGAUGCCAUGGUGCAAGGGAAUGUGACCCCUGCCAGCCUAAUUCAUCACACAAAAUUAUGUCCAGACAAGCCACUGGGGCCUUCUGUACUGAGGCAUGCCGAGCAGGGAGGUUUUGCUGUGAAGUCUUUGGGUGACCUCAUAGAGCUGGUCUUUUUGUCUCUCACUGUGUCUGACCUCCCAGUAAUUGAUAGCCUAAAGAUUGAAUAUGUCCACCAAGAGACUGCCACUGUGCUAGGUACAGAGAUUGUAGCCUUUGAAGAGAAGGAGGUGAGAGGCAAGGUACAACAUUAUAUUGCCUAUUGGACAGGCCACCGAGAGCCUCAAGGGGUUGACAUAGAAGAGGCUUGGAAGUGUCGGGGGUGCAACUACACAGACAUCUGUGAGUGGAAGAAGGGUGGAGGAGUGCUCAGUUCCACACUGGAGCCACGAGCCAAAAAGGCCAAAUAAACAGAAGUUAUGUUUUCAGGAAUUUUUAUCUUUCCUGCUCCUAUUGUACUUGAGAAAAAAAAAAGGACCAAUCUCUGAGUUUUCUUUUAUGAAUAUUGUUCUUAGUUUUUAGAAUUCAAGGCUCAGAGAUGAAUGGGAGAGAUCAAGGAGUUAUCGUGUCCCUAGAGCUUGACAGGGACUAUCAAGAAGAUAAGUGCCCACCAUAGCUGAAGCAGAGGUAUACUUCAGCUAAUGUUUUCCUAAGAAAAUUCUUACAAUUCUGAUGAAUGUUUUGUUUUUCAUAAUCAAGACUUUCUAUAUUUUAUAUAAUAAAGUGAAAUGCUGUCCAGGACAGCUGAACUGAUGUUUCUUCAUUUGGCUUUUCAUGAUCUUAAUCUUUCCAAAGUGACUACUAUUGUUAUGGCUUAUUUGUAAAAUGGUGACUCAAUCAUGGGUGUAUGAUACUAGAUUAGUUCACUGAUUGGUUUAUGGCUGGGUGUGAUGUUGGGAGGUAUAGAACAGGAAAUAUGAGCAAGAAUAAACUUUCUAGUACUUUUGUAAGAGUAAAAACCUAGGAACUACCCAGGGUGGCCACUGUUAGACAAAUGGAUGGUAUGGUAAAAACAAAUGAAGUACACUGACAUGCAACAAUAUGCCUGGAUUUUAACAACAUAUUGAAGUCCCAAAAGAUUUAUAUAGCAUAUAUCUUUCUAUAAACUAAAAACUUCUAAGGAAAAUUGGACAGUGGGGAGAAAUCUCAGUGCAUCCCAGAAAGCAGUGGAGCCCUUUGCUACAAAGAUCACCAAUGAAGCCAGAGGUAAAAAUGAUAUAUGUAACCCUCGCUUGUAAGGUAAGGACUUGUUUAUGGAGACAUUACUGGAGAAUUUGGAGAAGCAUGUGGAUAUAGGAGGAUAUUGCUAGGGGUUAAGAGCCAGCAGAAAAUGGUAAAUAUUUUUAAUGCAAUCUUAUGUAGUACAUGAGCUCUUGAAAUUCAGAUAUAUAUAGAAGAUACCAUAGGUUGUCACUGGAGGCCCUUGUAAGCUUCAUGUACUCUCAUGGAGACUGAAGCUUGUAAUAAUUCUUAUUUGAUGAGUGGCUCAUGUGCUAUGAUCUGUUCUGAAUGCUUCAUAUGA